CGUCCUUUGGGAAGGAUGGCUCGGAACAACCUGAAGGCGCAAAAGGAGUUGGUUUCUUCCCCGACCAGUUUUCCCCUGCUCCAUGGAGUCCGCAAAGGCAGGCGGCAGCUCCGAGGCCGGCAAGUUCUGCGUCUGGGGGGCUGCGGGCCGCCCCUGCGGGACCGGGGGGAACUGGGCAGGACAGGGCGGCCCGGCCCACGCCCCGGCUUCCCCCUGCAGCCCGAGGGCACCCGGAGCUCACGGCUGGCGCCGCCCCGCGCUUCCUGCCUCGCCGCGGAUCCUCCUCCGCGCCGUGACGCGCCAGGCUUUGACCAAAUAUGUCCCUUUCCCCUCCCUCGCCCGCCCCGCCGCCCGCAGGCGCCCCGAGCCGCGGGGCUGCCGCCUGGACGUCGUCCUGUUUGGGUGUUGCGGGCCAGCCCCGCGGGGAGCGCCCCCGGCGCGAUGCCCUUCAGGAAAGCCUGUGGGCCAAAGCUGACCAACUCCCCCACCGUCAUCGUCAUGGUGGGCCUCCCCGCCAGGGGCAAGACCUACAUCUCCAAGAAGCUGACUCGCUACCUCAACUGGAUUGGCGUCCCCACAAAAGUUUUCAACGUCGGGGAAUAUCGCCGGGAGGCUGUGAAGCAGUACAGCUCCUACAACUUCUUCCGCCCCGACAAUGAGGAAGCCAUGAAAGUCCGGAAGCAGUGUGCCUUAGCUGCCUUGAGAGAUGUCAAAAGCUACCUGGCGAAAGAAGGGGGACAAAUUGCGGUUUUCGAUGCCACCAAUACUACCAGAGAGAGGAGACACAUGAUCCUUCAUUUUGCCAAAGAAAAUGACUUUAAGGCAUUUUUCAUCGAGUCCGUGUGUGACGACCCUACAGUUGUGGCCUCCAAUAUCAUGGAAGUUAAAAUCUCCAGCCCGGAUUACAAAGACUGCAACUCCGCAGAAGCCAUGGACGACUUCAUGAAGAGGAUCAGUUGCUAUGAAGCCAGCUACCAGCCCCUAGACCCCGACAAAUGCGACAGGGACUUGUCGCUGAUCAAGGUGAUUGACGUGGGCCGGAGGUUCCUGGUGAACCGGGUGCAGGACCACAUCCAGAGCCGCAUCGUGUACUACCUGAUGAACAUCCACGUGCAGCCGCGCACCAUCUACCUGUGCCGGCAUGGCGAGAACGAGCACAACCUCCAGGGCCGCAUCGGGGGCGACUCGGGCCUGUCCAGCCGGGGCAAGAAGUUUGCCAGUGCCCUGAGCAAGUUCGUGGAGGAGCAGAACCUGAAGGACCUGCGCGUGUGGACCAGCCAGCUGAAGAGCACCAUCCAGACGGCCGAGGCGCUGCGGCUGCCGUAUGAGCAGUGGAAGGCGCUCAAUGAGAUCGACGCGGGCGUCUGUGAGGAGCUGACCUACGAGGAGAUCAGGGACACCUACCCUGAGGAGUACGCGCUGCGGGAGCAGGACAAGUACUACUACCGCUACCCCACCGGGGAGUCCUACCAGGACCUGGUCCAGCGCCUGGAGCCGGUGAUCAUGGAGCUGGAGCGGCAGGAGAACGUGCUGGUCAUCUGCCACCAGGCCGUCCUGCGCUGCCUGCUGGCCUACUUCCUGGAUAAGAGCGCAGAGGAGAUGCCCUACCUGAAAUGCCCUCUUCACACUGUCCUGAAACUGACGCCUGUCGCUUAUGGCUGCCGUGUGGAAUCCAUCUACCUGAAUGUGGAGUCCGUCAGCACGCACCGGGAGAGGUCAGAGGAUGCAAAGAAGGGACCUAACCCGCUCAUGAGACGCAAUAGUGUCACCCCGCUAGCCAGCCCCGAGCCCACCAAAAAGCCUCGCAUCAACAGCUUUGAGGAGCAUGUGGCCUCCACCUCGGCCGCCCUGCCCAGCUGCCUGCCCCCGGAGGUGCCCACGCAGCUGCCCGGACAACCUUUGCUAGGGCAAGCCUGUCUACGAACUGUCUGUCACAUUUUCUCAAAGUUUUCUCCUUACUAACCGUGGAAGAACAUGAAAGGCUCCCGGAGCAGCGCCGACUCCUCCAGGAAACACUGAAGCAGACGUGUUGGUUCCAUUCCGUUUCCAUUUCUGCAGCUUAGCUUGUGUCCUGCCCUCUGCCCGAGGCGCGACGUAUCCUGAGGACUUCUUCUGGAGAGGGUGGGAUGGAGCAGCGGGGGAGCCUUGGCCGAAGAGAACCAUGCUUGGCACCCUGUGUCCCCUCAGCCACUGGACACCGGAAAGCCAUGUGGGUCCCUGGCACCCUGCCUUUAGCCGCGGGGCCCCAACCUCCACUCUCUGGGUUUCCUAGGAGUGUCCAGCUUCGGAGACCUACAAGGCCUGGGGAGAGUGAUGAGUGCUGGUCCUGACAAGAGGCCGCUGGGGACACUGUGCCAUUAUUUUGUUUCUGUGAUCUCCUGGCACAUUUGGAGCUGGGAAGACCACACUGGUGGCAGAAUCCUAAAAUUAAAGGAGGCAAGCUCCUAGUGGCUGAAGGUCAAGGAAUGGGUAAAAACUUCCACGUGGCUGUUUGAUGCAUCUUGACCUGGGAAGACGCCUCAUGGGAAUGGACUUGGAUAGGUGUUGGGUUGGGGCGUCUUCUGCAAGAAGUCCCUGAGCCGAUAUGCAAGUUGGCUGGGUGGCCCACACUUUGGCUGUCCCGCGGGUCCGCACACCUUCCAGGCCUGCGUUCUGCCUCCAAAGAUGUUCAAGGGCAGGCUGGCUGCCCGGGGAGAGGGGAAUAUUUUGCUGAAAUAUGAGAACUGGGCCCUCCAGGGCCCCUCUCUCCUCCAACCUGGACUUGGGGGGAGCUGAGACACACUUUCCUGGAGCUGCUGGCUUUUGCACUUUUUUGAUGGCGGAAGUGUGACCUGAGCGUCACACCUUCUCUUCAGGAACGUAGAUGUUGGGGUGUGUUGCCCUGGGGGGGCUUGGAGCCUCUGAAGGUGAGGAGCGGAACACCUGGCGUCCUUCCCCAGCACUUGCAUUACUGUCCCUGCUCUUCCCAGGUGGGGACAGUGGCCCGAGCAAGGCCUCACUCCCAGCUGCUGCUUCCAGAGCUGCCUGCACACUGUCUUGGAGCGUCUGCCUUGUGCCUGGCACUCUGCCAGUGCCUUGGGGAAGUCGGAAGAGUGGACUUUGUCCUGGCCUUCCCUUCAUGGCAUCUGUGACAUUUCUGUGGUGAUGGAAAGCAUGGGACCUGUCGUCUCAGCCUGUUGGUUUCUUGUCAUUGCCUCAAACCCUGGGGUAGGUGGGGCGGGGGGGGUCUCGUGCCCAGAUGAAACCAUUUGGAAACUCGGCAGGCAGCAGAGUUUGUCCAAAUGACCCUUUUCAGGACGUCUCAAAGCUGGUGCCAAAGGUCACUUUUCUUUCCUGCCUUCUGCUGUGAGCCCCGAGAUCCUCCUCCCAGCUCAAGGGACAGGUCCUGGGUGAGGGCGGGGGAUUUAGACAGCUGAAACUGGGCGUGGAAAGAAGAGCCGUUGCUCUUUGUUUUUCAAGAAGAGCUGUUGCUGUUUGUUUUUCGAGAAGAGUUUUUAAAGAACGCAUGUUUUUUUCCCGGUUGGAAUUGAGUAGGAACUGAGGCUGUGCUUCAGAUAUCGUACAAUCAAGUGGGGGAUUUUCACGCUGAACCAUUCAAGCCCUCCCUGCCCAUCACACCCGCUUUGGCUGGCAUCUGCUGGAGAGGAUGCCGCUGUCUGCAUUCCCGUGCAACUCCAGACUCACACAGUUUUCUCUCUCUCCCUGGAUGUUGAGUCUCAUCAGAGUGUGUGGGUAGGGGGUGGGCGUGCAUGGGUGCAUGAUUGUGCUUCACUUGGUUGUAUUUUUCGAUUUGACAUGAAAGGCCUGUUGCUUUGCUCUCGAGAAUAGUUUCUCGUGUCCCCUUCGCAGGCCUCAUUCUUUGAACAUCAACUCUGAAGUUCGAUACAGAUAGGGGCUUGAUAAAGCUGUGUUCCCCUCUCCCUUCUGACUAGCUAAAAUCAAUACCUAAAUAUAGAAGCCUUGGCCUAACACGGGCCUUUAGUCUGGGAAGGGCCUAGAUGGGAAGAGAGGGAACAUGAAUCUGGACAGGGAGGGAGAUUCUACAGAAAGGAGAACACUGCCCACUUUGCAAGCCAGUGACCUGCCUUUUGAGGGGACGUUGGACGGGGCAGGGGUGGGUUUGAGCUACAGUCAUGAAUUUUGGCGUCUACCGAUUCUUACCAACUCCCCACCCCACAAAAAAAAUAACGGGGACCAAUAUUUUUAACUUUGUCUAUUUGUUUUUGGGUGAGUUUCCCCCUCUCCUUAUUCUGUCCUGAGACCAUGGGCAAAGCUCUUCGUUUUGGGAGAGAAGAAAAACUGUUUGGAACCACACCAAUGAUAUUUUCGUUUGUAAUACUUGAAAUUUAUUUUUGUAUUAUUUUGAUAGCAGAUGUGCUAUUUAUUUAUUUAAUAUGUAUAAGGAGCCUAAACAAUAGAAAGCCGUAGAGAUUGGGUUUUGUUGUUAAUUGGUUUGGGAGCCUUCUAUGUGUGACUUAUGACUUCUCUGUGUUCUAUGUAUCUGUCUGAAUUAAUGACCUGGGAUAUAAAGCUAUGCUAGCUUUCCAACAGGAGAUGCCUUUCAGAAAUUUGUAUAUUUUGCAGUUGCCAGACCAAUAAAAUACUUGGUUGAAAUACA
Macaca mulatta (Rhesus monkey) is the source of this 4618-nucleotide messenger RNA. The record is from RefSeq and is a predicted model, not a curated record. NCBI's taxonomy places the organism in Eukaryota, Metazoa, Chordata, Mammalia, Primates, Cercopithecidae.